Lactuca sativa (garden lettuce) is the source of this 795-nucleotide messenger RNA. Its product is annotated as expansin-B15. NCBI's taxonomy places the organism in Eukaryota, Viridiplantae, Streptophyta, Magnoliopsida, Asterales, Asteraceae. The record is from RefSeq and is a predicted model, not a curated record. Gene Ontology annotation, cellular component: extracellular region. Gene Ontology annotation, biological process: sexual reproduction.
AUGGCGUUCAACCUUCAAACCCCAUUUUCCAUUUUCAUUUUUGUGUGUUCAAUUUCUUCUCUUUUUGCAAGCAAUUCUUUGUGUUCAAGUGAUGACCUCUUUGCAAAUGGAGAUGGGUUUUCACCUGCUCUAGGAACAUGGUAUGGAGAUCCAAGAGGUGCUGGAAGUGGAGGAGCUUGUGGAUGGGCUAAUGAUGUACAGUCACCACCAUACUCAGCCAUGAUAGCAGCAGGAAAUUCUAGGAUUUAUUUACAAGGAAAAGGGUGUGGGGAUUGUUAUCAGAUUAAAUGCAGUCGAGAGCCAUACUGCUCUUCGAACCCUAUUACUGUAACAAUAACUGACGAGUGCCCAGGUGCAUGUAACAAUGUUCCGUUCCAUUUUGAUUUAAGCGGGACUGCUUUUGGUGCAAUGGCGAAUCCAGGACAAGUUGAUAACCUCCGUAAUCUCGGCCAGGUUGAUAUUCAAUUUCGAAGGGUGCCAUGCUACUAUGGUAGAACAAAUAUAGCUUUCAAGAUUGAUGCAAAGACAAACCCUAACUGGUUCGCAACUGCAAUUGAGUUUGAAGAUGGUGAUGGUGGACUUAGUUCAGUGGAGAUAUCUCCGGCUGGUAGUCAACAAUUUGUUCCAAUGAAGAAUAUUUGGGGUGCAGUUUGGGAAGCCGAUGUCAGCCCAUCUUUCCAUGGCCCAUACUCGUUCAAGCUCAAGUCUCCAACCGGCAAGGUAGUGGUUGCUUCUAAUGUUGUUCCGAAUGGCUUUGUACCUGGUCAAACUUAUUUCUCAGACGUCAACUUUUAG